AGCCGGGGUUUUCCAUUUGCAGUCAUUUUCUGUUUUUCGAGAGGGCGGGCCCUUUCGCCCGGCUCUUGGUUCCUGGUUUCUUAUAUAUAUAGGAAUAAGAAGACUCGGCUUGCGAGCCUUUCUGCGAGGCAUCGGAGGGGUCUGGUAACGUGAAGCACUUGCGUUUAUCACACUUCAUAUUAUCACUUUCUCCUCGUGACUCCCAAAUUGCAGCAUGGCUGCCUAAGUCCCUUGUAAGGGGCUCGACUUUGAAGCCUUGGAGAUAGUUUUGUGCAUGAAUAAAUUGUUCACAUUAUUUUCAUUAUGAAAGAGAACUUCUAAGAAAAUAGGCAUGGCUUGCUAUGUUAUCUUAGUUAAUAAGUAUAUAAGUAUAGAUUUUCCCUCUACAACACAGCAUUAUUGUGUUGAAUGUGAUAGUAAUUCAAUAAUAUUAAAGCAACCUGGUUGAAAUUAUUCCUGAAGAUUUAAUGGCAACAUUAGGAACUAAAUGAUCCAAGACAACCUAGCUUGUUAGUGCCCGAAGCAAGUUCAUAGUGGUUGGCAGAGAUGGCCAUUGUUUUAAUGUGGUCCUAUAUGGAGUUUUUUUUGAGUUGGAGAAAGGCCUUGAAGAUAGCCUUUGUGAGGAAAGAUGCAUUCGUUUUUAAAAGUUUUAAAAAAGAAGUUACAGAGAAAAUUGUCAAAAAACAUGUCUCUUACUGAAGUUUAUUCCUCAAUAUCAUAAAGUCUUGCAGUGAUGCUACCUUAUCCUGACCUGUUUUCCUUGGAUGCCCUUUUCUUUCAGUUGGGUUCAUGCCCAAGUGUGCAUGCUUAGGAUUAGUUUCUCAAUAAUUUCAAGGCCAUUUUCCCUCCCUCCCCCAUCACUUUUAACAUAUAAGGAAGAAUGUAGACAUUGUUGCUGAUAGAGAGAACUAAUAUUUUAAAUAAGGUUAGUUCUUGUAAAGAGAAGCAGUAGUUUGUUGAAAAUGUCAAAUUUUUGGACUAUUAAGAAAUUUUAAAUUGGUGUUUCAAAUAAGGAAUUGGAUAUAAUGUUUCACUUUCAGGUACUUAUUUUAUUAUGACCUGGAAGUUGAUCAGACUUGCUCAAAACUAUCUCCAAGGCUUCAAAGUCGUCCCCUUCUCCUGUCCUGUUUGAUCAUAAUGAACACUUUCGACACUUUUGCGGCCAAGCUGAAGAACGUUCCUGAUGUUGGUCAACUGAAGUAUGAUCUGUCGUGUGAACUCUUCAGGAUGUCUACAUUUUCAACAUUCCCUCUUCAUGUACCAGUGUCUGAAAGGAGUCUUGCCCGUGCUGGUUUCUAUUAUACAGGUGUGAAAGACAAGGUGAAAUGCUACAGUUGUGGGUUAAUGUUGGACAACUGGAAAAAAGGUGACAAUCCGCUGGAUAAGCAUAAACAACUGUAUCCUAGCUGCAGUGUUGUUCAGAAUCUUACUUCACUGAACAAUCUUGGGUCAUCAUUUUAUUCUGCCUUUUCACCGCCAUCUUUGUCUGUUGGACAUUCUUCCUCUCAUUCCCCACAACAAACACCAAAUUUGGACCAAGUUGGAUAUUUCAGUGGAAGUUUUUCCAGUGUUCCCCAGGAGCUGCCUAAGUUGACAGAAGGUAUUUCACAUGUGAGACCUAAAGUUGCCAACAGUGCAAUGAGCUCAGAGGAAGCCAGAUUGCUCACUUUCAAGACAUGGCCACUGACAUUUCUGUCACCUUCCUCUUUAGCAAAAGCUGGAUUUUAUUACAUAGGGCCUGCAGACAAGGUGGCUUGUUUUGUCUGUGGUGGUCACCUUGGUAACUGGGAGCCAAAGGAUAAUGCCAUGUCAGAACAUCGACGGCACUUUCCAACCUGCCCUUUUGUGGAACAAACUCAAAGCCAGCCUGGCUUCACAGUUUCCAAUUUGAGCAUGCAAACCUAUAGAGCUCGUGUUGGCACUUUCGAAAAUUGGCCGAUGACAGUUCCAGUUCUACCUCAGCGGCUUGCAGAUGCUGGCUUUUAUUAUGUUGAUACUGUGUACUUUUUUUUUAAAGGUCGCAAUGAUGAUGUCAAAUGUUUUUGCUGUGACGGAGGACUCAGAUGUUGGGAGUCUGGGGAUGAUCCAUGGGAGGAACAUGCUAAAUGGUUUCCAAGGUGUGAGUAUCUGAUUCACAGAAAAGGUCAAGAGUUUGUUCGAUGCGUUCAAGCAAGAUUCCCACAUCUUCUAGAACAGCUAUUAUCCACUUCAGAUAUCCCUGUAGAUGAAAAUACUAGUCCACCAAUAGUUAUUCGUUUUGAACCUGGUGAAAAUGGUUCAGAAGAUGAAGUCAUCAUGAAAACCCCUGUAGUUGAAGCUGCAUUGGAGAUGGGAUUCAGAAGACGAUUGGUCAAGCAGAUUGUUCAAAGUAAAAUCUUAAGAACUGGAGAGAGUUACAAAAGCAUAAAUGAUCUUGUGUCUGACCUCAUUGCUGCAGAUGAUGAAAAGAGGGAUGAUGAAAAGGAGCCUCAGAUGGAGGAAUCAACUUCAGAUCUGUCCUUAAUCAGGAAGAACCGAGUGGCAUUGUUUCAGCGCUUGACGUGUGUUCUCCCUAUUCUGGAAUGUUUAUUAGCAUCCAAAGCAAUAAGUAGUCUUGAAUACCAAGUCAUUAAACAGAAAACCCAGACCCCCUUGCAAGCAAGAGAAUUGAUUGAUACCAUCUUGGUGAAAGGAAACAAAGCUGCAAACAUAUUCAGAAACUGUAUACAAGAAUCUGAUCCUGUGUUAUACCAAGACUUAUUCGUGGAGAAGAAUAUGACGUAUAUUCCAGCAGAUGUUUCAGGCCUGUCUAUGGAAGAACAGCUGCGAAGACUGCAAGAAGAAAGAACAUGCAAAGUUUGUAUGGACAAGGAAGUGUCCAUUGUUUUCAUCCCAUGUGGCCAUUUAGUAGUUUGUAAAGAAUGUGCUCCUUCCCUUAGAAAAUGCCCCAUAUGCCGGGGAACAAUCAAGGGUACAGUGCGGACGUUUCUUUCAUGAAGAGAAUGUACUAUUUGUUACCUGAAGUGUUACCUGAAGAUGCCUUGCUGUCUAGUGACAAUAAAGCAGUCAAUGCUCGAUCACAGUUUUGGGGCCAUUUAGUGAGCUUCACAGAGUGUUGGAAUGGACUGUGAAUCCAGACAAAUAGGCCAUGUCAAAAUUAGACCUAUGGUGCCUAAUUGCAUGUUUCCUAAGACAGUGUGAUCAACUGUAUGCAUGUUAUUGCAGCUGGUGCCUUUCAAACAUUGCUAUGAGUGAUUUAUGAACCUUUUGGAAACUUUUGUGGAAGUGGCCUCCAAUAUAGUUUGACCUUGUUAACCUAAUACAUAUUUUGUAUGGGCAGUCUUUCUAUAAAUAAAAGUCUAAGCAUCUGCAGGAAGUGUUCUAGUUGUAUAAUAGAUUACAUAACUACCAAGGAUUUCAUAUUAUUUCUCACUAGCAUGUAUAUACAACAAAAUAAAUGGAAGGCUUAACUUUAAAAGAUACUUGUCUUUGUGAAAUAAAGCUGUUGGUAAAGUUUCAAGAAAAA
Anolis carolinensis (green anole) is the source of this 3505-nucleotide messenger RNA. It is a transcript of the gene birc2, whose product is annotated as baculoviral IAP repeat containing 2. Lineage: Eukaryota; Metazoa; Chordata; Lepidosauria; Squamata; Anolidae. Gene Ontology annotation, cellular component: cytoplasm; nucleus. The transcript is spliced from 9 exons. The record is from RefSeq and is a predicted model, not a curated record. Gene Ontology annotation, molecular function: cysteine-type endopeptidase inhibitor activity involved in apoptotic process; ubiquitin protein ligase activity. Gene Ontology annotation, biological process: negative regulation of apoptotic process; positive regulation of protein ubiquitination; negative regulation of necroptotic process. The coding region runs from base 1138 to 2976 and encodes 612 amino acids.